CGCACCGUAACAGAAUAGUAAUAAGGAGAGAAAAAGAUGCUGUUUAAGUUUUAAGCAAAUUCUGAAAUUUCAGCAUUUAUGAGUGGAUUACAGGAUAUGGACUUGACAAUGAACCUCACCAGUGAAUAAUUAGUUAUGGUGCAUCCUUUAUCUGACUUCAUCGAUUUCUGAAAAUGAAGAAAAUGUUCAAGAGUUGAAAAGCACUUAUGUUCCAAGGCACACAAUGUCCGAGCAUGAGGAUCUGAGCAAAGCCAUGGGCCACUGGAACGCCUCGGAAAGCUACCAGCUGAAUGCGGCUAGCGUGAUUGUAUCCGUAGUGUUCUCACUCAUCUUCUUGCUGGGCACGGUGGGCAACAGCCUGGUGCUUGCUGUGCUUCUGCGCAGUGGCCAGCUCAGUUACAACACCACCAACCUGUUCAUCCUCAAUCUCAGCGUGGCCGACUUCUUCUUCAUCAUAUUCUGCGUGCCUUUCCAGGCCACCAUCUACUCACUGGAGGGCUGGGUAUUUGGCUCCUUCAUGUGCAAAGUGGUGCACUUCUUCAUCAACCUCACCAUGUAUGCUAGCAGCUUCACCCUUGCUGCUGUCUCUGUGGAUAGAUAUUUGGCCAUUCGUUACCCACUACGCUCCAGAGAAUUACGAACGCCCUGUAAUGCGGUUGUUGCCAUGGUGAUCAUUUGGGGUCUGUCUCUUGUCUUUGCCGGCCCUUACUUAAGCUAUUAUGAUUUGAUUGAUUUUGAAAACAGCAACGUGUGUGUUCCGGGUUGGGAGGAACACAACCGCAAAGUGCUGGAUACCUGCACCUUCGUGUUUGGCUAUGUCAUCCCUGUACUCAUCGUCAGCCUGUCUUACACGCGCACCAUCAAGUAUCUCUGGACAGCCGUCGACCCGCUGGAUGGCAUGUCCGAAUCGAAGCGAGCCAAGCGCAAAGUCACCAAGAUGAUCAUAAUUGUCACAGUGCUGUUUUGCAUUUGCUGGCUGCCCUACCACGUGGUCAUCCUGUGCUAUUUGUACGGAGAUUUCCCCUUCAAUCAGACCACGUACGCUUUCAGGCUGCUCUCACACUGCAUGGCCUAUGCCAACUCCUGCCUUAAUCCCAUUGUCUAUGCGCUGGUGUCCAAGCAUUUCCGCAAGGGCUUUAAGAAGGUGUUCAGCUGCAUUCUCAGCAAGAAGGGCCGCAAUAAGGUGCACGUGGUCCAACUGGCUAACACUGUGCCUGGCUUUGAAGCUGCCUCCACCGAGGUAUCACACAUGAACGAGGAGAACGGCAGACCGAAUGAGCGUGAGAUGGCUGAUCGCCCCCUCACAGAGUCACAGGAUGCUACCAUGAACAUAACAUUACCUUGCCAGAAGCAACCAUGAACAGUGGAAAGUAGCAAUGGUCAAAAGGGCAAAGAAAUAACAUUACAAUAAUUUCCAUGCUACAUAUUGUAUUUUGUUUUUGUUUUGUUUUGUUUUUUACUCACUGCAAAAUAAUUUGGAAUAGCUUCAAGGCACUAGCUAAGAACUGUUUUUUAUUCAACUCUUGCAAAAAGAUAUGGCAUAAGAGAAAACUAUGUUAACUAUGUUAUUUUGGGCAUUUAAUUUAAUUUAGUGACACCAGGUGUUGUUGGUUUCAUUUCAUCAAGAUUUACUAUUAAUUGCAAAAUACGUUCAUUAUGAUGGCUAACUGCUGGUGCUAUACAGUACAAGCCUUACUGAGUUGUGAAUCUAACGUACCACUGCCACUGGACAUACUGUAACCCAUUUAACACUGACUCCUAAACUGCUUCAGUAGUAAUAAAAUAAUUUAAAAAAAAAAGCGCACUAUAUUUUUCGCUACAAUAAAUAAUUUAUUUUAGCAUUUCUUUUCUGCUAAGUAUUAAAAUGUCUCCUAGAUGGAAAUAUCUAUUUUUAAUGGCUUUUUGAACAUGUACAUGUAACGUAUAAUGCGUCUGUAAUGAUGAAAUGAUCCUGUGAUAAAACUGCAGCCGAUUACUAAGUAAUGCACAAAGAUAAAAUUUUAAGAACUCUGUAAUCAUAUGAAAUAAUAUUGAUUCCUCUCAAGCUUACUGCAUUUGACACUAGUGAUUGUCUGUCUUUCUUCUGCUUGCUCGUGAUCUUCUUACAAAACUACAUUAAUAAUCGACAAGUGCAAUUCCCAUCCUAUAUUUCACUUCUCCAGUGUUUACUAACG
Tachysurus vachellii is the source of this 2174-nucleotide messenger RNA. It is a transcript of the gene galr2b, whose product is annotated as galanin receptor 2b. Gene Ontology annotation, cellular component: membrane. NCBI's taxonomy places the organism in Eukaryota, Metazoa, Chordata, Actinopteri, Siluriformes, Bagridae. The transcript is spliced from 4 exons. Gene Ontology annotation, biological process: G protein-coupled receptor signaling pathway. Gene Ontology annotation, molecular function: G protein-coupled receptor activity. The record is from RefSeq and is a predicted model, not a curated record. Bases 224 to 1360 code for a protein of 378 amino acids.